Cuscuta europaea is the source of this 5970-nucleotide messenger RNA. NCBI's taxonomy places the organism in Eukaryota, Viridiplantae, Streptophyta, Magnoliopsida, Solanales, Convolvulaceae. The record is from the annotation of a GenBank genome assembly.
UUUCUCUCUUCAUUCACAUAACCUGAGAAAGCUCUGCCUUCUUUCUAGACUUGCGCAUCAUCUUCUUCAUAAGGCCUGAUGCGUGUGCGGCAGUCUUGCCGCCGGCGGAAGGCAUCGGACCGGUUAAAUCACAGAGCAAACUCUCGUAUGCGGCGGCGGUAAGGGACCCCAUCCCCGACCAACGGGGGCACCACACCUAACAAUGCUCCUUUUCAGGCGCAUCUCACCUGGGUACGUCUGGAAAUUUCUGCGGCUUCCCAUCGUUCUCUUUCUCUGGCGAUGAUAUACAGGUUCUAUCCAAUCCUUUCAGAUACUGAGGGGUGAAAAUCGGAGUACCCUCACUAUUUCUAAUUUCAUCUAGAAGCGGCAAAGGCCAAAGUGAAAAAAAUAACUCCGUAGGCUGAAAAUAAGAAACCCUUGAGCAGUGAAGUGAAAAACCGUGAGAUCUGCGUUAGAGAUAUCCAAGUCAGGCGUCUAAGAAAACGAUUCUUGCUUCUGGUCCAAUCCAUUCGAGAGAUCUGCGCCGGUUUUGUUUGGAUCGCCGUUGUAUCCCACCGACCGCACCUCUGCUACGAAGCUCUCGUACGGUUCGCACAAUUUAACUCUCUCCACACUACGGUGAACCCUAACCGCCAGGUUUCGCUCAGUUCUAAUUGUUUAAUCGCCCCGUUUGGUAGCUUGACGUUUUUUUAUAAUCUAUUCCUACAUCUAUGUUCUGUGAAUAAAUCUAUAUAGAAGGUUUUGUAUGCAUCUUCAUUAUCGAGAUUAAUUUUUACAUAUCUCCGAUCCUUGGUUGAGAUGCUUAUGCGGUGUGAAUUAGGGUAGUUUUUACAUAUAGUUGGACAAUCUGCUCUGUUGAUGGACUGAAGACUAUUGACAAGUUUCAUGUAUGUAAAUGAUUGGUUUACCAUACUUUUUCUGCCGGUAUGUGUAAAUGGUUUUUUAUUUAUUUUUACUGGUUUACCAUAGUUUUGAAGCUACUAAGUUAACUAAAUCUAGGAUUUUGUAGAUUUAGCUUUCAUUACUUGACUUGAUUUUUUGUAGAUCUGAUUCUUUUAGGGCGGUUAUGGCCAGAAGGGGUAAAAAACAAAUGAGGAGCUACCUAAAUUGUGAUCUGUAUAGUGUUCUUUCUCAUACUCGUCAUUGUUUGGAAGCUGCAACAUUUGAAACUACUCUAUGCAUACAGUUGCACUUUGAAUGAUCUGUAGAUAAAGAAACGGUGAACGUUGGCCUAGACUAAACUUGUUUACUUUUAGAUAGCUUCUCUUCCUCCACCUGUUCAAGUAAUGCUUGUAGCUCUGCUUCUGUUAAGCUUUCUAGUCGUUUCUCCAUGACUUUGCUCUCAUGCUGUCUUAAUUGUUGAGCGUAGGUCAUUUCCUUGUUUGAAACCCUGAAGAUGUAUGUCGAGAUCCAUCCAACUGUUAGACCCAAGACCAUGACCAGUUGAACUACAUUUCCAGCUUGUAGUGAAUCAACACCAAAUAACUCCAAUCCACUUUUUAGGCCAUAGCCAACAACUGUGAGUCCAAGUCCAAUUAAUAGACCAUCCUUUCUCGUGUAUCCAAAAGGAAUCUUAUCUUGUUUAGGGGAUUUAUCAUUACUGCUAUUCGAAUCUAAACUGCACUCUGGUACUAGUAUAUUUGAUUCCUUUGAAGUGGAGUAUGAUCUACUCAUUAGAAGUGUGGAAGUUCCAGUUCUAGGAAGUCUGCGGGAGGUACCAUUUUCUGGUUUCCUUCUUAGCUCCUUCAACGGAAGAACAGGUACACCCCAACACAGAAACCACCCUGAUUUUGCAUAUAAAGUCACCCUUCUUCACCCGUGCAAAAGGAGCAAUGUUUUAUACUUCAUAUGUGAUAUUAUCCAUUUCUUCUUUCAUCAUAUGUUUUGUCUUAGGCCGGGCAGUUGAAUAACUAAUAACCAUUCUAUGUCAUAGUGUGUUAUGGUAUACAUUUUGAUAUUAUAAAUUCUAUGUUAAUACUUAUUUUUGGUUGCUUUUGUAUUUAAAUUAUAAUCACGUACAAAGUUUGGAAAUUUCCUUUUCAAGUCUAAAAAUUGGCCUAUCACUUAUGCAUGUGCACUUAGAGAACUGGCGAUGAUUCUUUUAUUAAUUGAUGUAGGACAAGCUGCAACAGAUUUUGAAGUAAAGCUUGACAAAAAAAGAGCUGGACAAAAAUGGAUGAUAUGCACUAGUUUAUAGUGCAUAAAUGUAUGUUUUUAUGUUGAUUGAGUGUGGAUUUUCCAUCGCUUUUAGUUAGUUUGUAAGUACUUGUUUUAUUUUGUUUGUAAUUGUUUUCUCCUUCUUUUCGUAGUUAUAGAAUAGUGAUAGAAUUUGUAGCAAGGAAAAUGGGAGAAAAGGUAAAGACAAAAAUACCCAGGAGCACAAAAACCCGACCGGGUCAGACCUUGAACCCGGUCGGGUCAGUUGAAGACCCGGUCGGGUCCCUUACUCGACCCGGUCGGGUCAGAUAUGACCCGGAACACCAGAACAUGCUGAAGAUCACAAAGAUUUGGAAAAAUCUGAUUUAGACCAAACCCGGUCGGGUCCCUUACUUGACCCGGUCGGGUCUGACUUGACCCGGGACAAUUUAACGUGCUGGAACACAAAAACGUGGAAGAUUAUCUGAUUUUGACCGGUACCCGGUCGGGUGAGUACUUGACCCGGUCGGGUACCCGGCCAAAGGUGUUGAAAAACACCUAUAAAUAGCACACUUUUUUCUCUAAAAAAAUCAUCCGUUCUUCUAUACUCCUAAGCUGAGUUUAGAAUAACAUUUCUUAUAUUUUUAUAUCAUGUUUAGUCUCCAAAUGAGGAGCUAAACUUCCAUUCUUGGUGUUGCUCUUGAAGCUUGUUGAUUAUUAAAGUUGUGAAUUAUUUCCUUAACUUCUUUCCUUGAAUAUUAAUUAAUAGUUCUUUCCUUAAUACCAUCUCUAUAUUAAUGUCGGGGAGUGUUGCUAAGAUGACAAUUAGUUAACAUCUCGACAUUAGUUAGAAUGUUAUUUUCUUCCUCUAUAUUAAUGUUGGGGAGUGUUGCUAAGAUGACAAUUAGUUAACAUCUUGAUAUUAAUUAUAGUAGGAUUCAUUUUCUUUCAUAAUAUUCUUCCUUGAAUAUUAAUUAAUUCCUACUCAUAUUUCAUAUUAAUAUUUUGAACAUCACUUAAAGGAUCACCUAGUUUUGUUUCAUAUAUUAAUUAUUACUAGAAACGAUCAACGAACCGAUGGUUAAUCGUUGAUGGUUUCACAAGUAAGUAACUUCGGUUUAUUAAUGCACGGUCGUGGUUAAUAAACUUAAGAGGGAUUAAUUUUGUUGGUUAAAUCGAAACCGUUGUGUUGAGGUUAUCAAUCUAAAUUGAUUUCAUCAAGGAGUUAGAAAGAUUAAAUGCUACUAUUAAAUCGGUAUAAGGUGUUGUUCUAUAUUUGAUUAAUAGUAAGGAUUAUUAAUGAACGGUCGUUGUUAAUAACUACCCUCGAUGAAGUGGAUAUACUCCCCGAUUGAGUAUUCGAGAGGGAAUAAGUUAUAGAUAUAACAAUGAUCGACUAAAAUAUAUCAACAAGCAGAAAGUAGCAAUGCCAAGUCCUUUUUAUCUUUGAAUUAAACACAUAUAGGUUGUUCAUCUUAGUUCUUAAUUAAAUUAAAUCACUCAAUCCAAAUCCCCCCUUUUAUUUACUAAGUAUCAUAAAAAGAGAAUUAUUCCUUUCCCUGUGGAUACGAACUCUACUACGCUAUACUACGUAUAAGUGGUUAGUAUUGAAUUUAUUUUGACGCACUGUGACAAAGUGCUCGUCAAAUUUGGCACCGUUGCCGGGGAAAGGCAAUUAUUUUUCUUUCUAUUUUAUUUAAAGAAAAAAAAAAAAACAUUUAAAAGAUUUCUAUUUUGGCUGAGCUUUGUUUGAGUAUAUGGUUAAACACCGAUCUAUAAACCAAAUCACCUACCAAACAAAGCCCGAAACAGAACAAGGCUUCGAGAGGUUCAAGAAUCUAUUUCCGAAUACUUCUUCGGAGGAAUCAUCAAGUGCUAGUUCUCAUUCUAGUGAAUCCGAAGAGUCCUUCCACAUGGCUCACGGCUCCGAAUCUAAAUCAACAACCCUUAUGUAUCACUUUUCCAACUCUUGAUACGGGGGUCACAUUCGAGCUAAAAUCUGGGCUCAUUCACCUACUUCCCUCUUUCCAUGGCCUACGAGGGGAAGAUCCAAAUAAACACUUGUCAGAGUUCCAUAUUGUGUGCACAAGCAUGUGCCCCAAUGGCGUGUCCGAGGAGCAAAUCAAGCUGAGAGCCUUCCCAUUCUCCCUCAAAGACACCGCCAAAUAUUGUCUAUUCUAUCUUCCCUCGGGGAGCAUCGAUAAAUGGGCUCAAAUGAAAAAGAGCUUCCUUGACAGGUACUAUCCCGCAUCUAUCUCUUCAAGUCUCAAGAAGCAAAUCAGCAACAUUGAACAAGCGGAUAAUGAGACCUUGUAUGAAUAUUCGGAGCGCUUUAAAAAAUUAUGUGCUAGUUGCCAUAUCAUGGGUAUUCGGAACAAGAUCUCAUCCUUUACUUCUACGAUGGACUUGUUGAUCAAGAUAGAUGCAUGGUGAAUGCGGCAUGCGGAGGGGGUAUUGUUAACAAAACCCCUUUUCAAGCAAGAGAUCUCAUUUCGGAGUUGGCCGAAAACUCGAGACAUUACAACGGAAGGUCAUCAUCGAAACGAGUUAUGGCAGCGGAAUCCAACAACUUGUUGGAGAGUCAAGUAGCCGGCUUGACUUCUUUGAUUAAAGAUUUCCUUUUAAAUCCAAAAACCCAAGAAGUCAAGGUCUGCGACAUCUGUUCAACACAAGGGCAUCCCACAGACUCUUGCUCAACGCUACAAGAAGAGAACUCCGAGCAAGUCAAUGCUUUGGGAUUCCAAGGUCAAAGGAGGUACGAUCCUCAAGGAAAUACUUACAACCCGGGAAUGGAGGGAUCAUCCGAAUUUAAGGUACGGAAAUUCUCAAACAAAUCCUCCUCAACAACAAUAGAAACCACAAGGCCCAACAUCGAACUCGAGUAUGUCCACCGAAGACAUGAUUCGAGCGCUGGCCGUUAAUAUGGGAACAAUGCAGCAAAGCAUGGGGCAAUUCCAACAAACCAUGAUGCAAUUCCAACAUGAAACCAAGUCGAGCAUUCAAAAUUUGGAAACUCAAGUUAGCCAAAUUUCAAGUGCCGUAAGUCGACUUGAAGCAAAAGAUUCGGGUAGGCUCCCCUCCCAAACUGAGCAAAACCCAAGACAACAUGUCACUGCAAUCAUGUUGAGGAACGGUAAAGAAUUGCAACCACGAGAAGUUGAGGAGGAGAAGCAAGAGGGUGAUCUUGAAGAAGGCUUUCAACAAGAAGAGGAGAAACCAAUGAAGACUAAAUUCCCUCCACUGUCAUCAUAUGAACCACUCCCUCCAUUCCCUGAGGCAUUGAAAGACACGAGGAAGCUGAAGAAUGAUCGGGACAUCUACGAAACAUUCGUCAAUCCUGAGGUAAACAUCCCACUCUUCAAACUGAUCAAAAGUGUUCCCCGUUAUGCAAAGUUCUUAAAGGAACUAUGCACAAUGAAAAAGAAAAAUAAACUGGAAGGGAAACAAAAAGUUGAAGUGAGUGAACGUGUCUCGGCCAUUUUAAAAAAGAAACACCCUGAGAAAUGUAGCGAUCCAGGCAUGUUCACUAUUCCUUGCAAAAUAGGGGAUACCGUAUUUUCUAAGGCCUUGUUGGAUUUGGGAGCAUCAAUAAAUGUCAUUCCUUAUUCCUUAUAUAAAUCCUUACAACUCGGCCACUACAUCAAACUGUUGUAGUGAUUCAACUAGCGGAUCGGUCUAAUACUUACCCGAAGGGUGUAGUAGAAGAUGUGCUAGUAGAAGUAGAAAAUUUGAUUUUCCCUGUGGAUUUUUAUGUUCUGGAAAUGGGCGAUGAUAACCAAACUACACCCAUCCUCUUGGGUAGGCCUUUUCUAAAAACCGCAAAAACAAAAAUAG